Messenger RNA from Salvia splendens (bonfire salvia), 2469 nucleotides. Its product is annotated as protein CHROMATIN REMODELING 4-like. The record is from RefSeq and is a predicted model, not a curated record. The transcript has 6 exons. The annotation marks the transcript as partial. Lineage: Eukaryota; Viridiplantae; Streptophyta; Magnoliopsida; Lamiales; Lamiaceae.
GAAGCAUUUCACAUUUACUACUAACAUUUACCAGUAAUAAUUAGGAAAACACUUAACCAACUACACUUGAUCGCGGCUAUCCUAUAACUGUGACUACAAACACGCCCAUGCUUCUAAGAGGGGGAAAAAGAGGUGAAAGAUUGAAGCUUGAAAAUUGAAAAUUGCAGAAUGAAGAAAAUGCGAUUGAGGAAGGAAAUGCGGAAUUGGGGAAGCACAAGAGGAGGGAGACGAGAGAAUCGGGGAGAGGAGAGAGCCACGUGUCGAGGCGGGAGUGGAGGAGGGGAUGGGGGCUCGGUUCCCACAGCAUUACAUGAUGCCAGUUUGUGUGUAACCCCCAAGUCCUAUGACCCCGGCGAAUCAUAAUUUGUAUUCCUCUUUCUCUCUCUACAUCGCCUUCUCUCUCUCUCUCUCUUUCUACUUUUAUUUCUGCCCCUCUUUCUCUCUCUCCCCCCUUAAUCUCGUUUCUCAUAUACCCUACCCCCCUUUUCUGCUUCACUCCACCGCACCCGCAAUUCCCAUCACUUGUUAUUCGUGAAGGGGUAGGAAAGAUUUGGUUUUUAUUUGUUUCUGGGAGUUUUUGAUCCACGCCUCAGAUUAGGUCAUAAAUGUAUUGGCAAUGAAGGAAAAUGGUUCAGAGAAUAGUACCAUGCUUAAUAGAAACUGGGUGUUGAAACGCAAGCGUAGGAAGCUUCCAUCCGGUACAGUUAAGUCUCAUGACAGUGAGAAAGUCUUCAGACCUGUAAGAUUCUCAUCCACUACUAGAUUAAAGAAUGGCCAAGAAGAGAGCGAUAAUCUAGAGCAGAAUUCUGGGAAGAGAAAAGGCAACGAUGGGUAUUAUUACGAGUGCGUGGUCUGCGAACUUGGUGGAAAGUUGCUAUGUUGUGAUAGCUGUCCCCGUACAUAUCAUCUUGAAUGUUUAGACCCUGCUUUGAAGCGCAUUCCAACCGGUAAAUGGGAAUGCCCAACCUGCGUUCAGCAACAUUCUUGUGUGGAGAGCAUGAAUAAUCUGGAUCCUGUUUCAAAACGUGCACGGACAAAAAUCAGUAUUCGUAGAUCAAAGACUGAAGCUGAAUCAUCUGCAACUGACAAGGUAACCGAGACAUUUGAUGCUCCAACUCUUCGGAAGAAACGGAAUUCAGAUAAAGGAAAAUCUCCUGCAUCACUUCGUAGCCAAACAACUGAGAAAUUGGAUUCUCCCUCCAAUGACUUAUGCCAUAACGAACAGUUAAAUCCAGCUCAAGAUGGCUUUGUGGAUGCUAGUUCAUCUCAUGAUGUUAAUGAAAAAGAGCAAGUUUCUCAUGCACUUGUACAAGCGGUGAACACGAAGGCUUCCGUUAAGGGAUCAUUGUCGAAGAAAAAGAAGUCCAAAAUGAAUGUAGAAUCUACUGAUUUAAAUCCUGAGGCAUCUCCUGAAAAUAUUUCACCCCGAAGGAAACCUGUUCUUGCACUGGAAGCUGCUAGCCCAGCAACCAGAAAGAGAAAGCGAAAAUCGUAUUCUUACAAUACUGAAAAGAGGCUUAAAAUGAUUAAGGGAAAAUGUGGUUCCAAACCUUCUAAAAAAGGACUGGUCAAAGUCGGUGUUCAACGUUCAGGCACUUCAAAAUCAAAGGGAAAAUUUAAGAUAGCUGGUGAAGAUACUUCCUCAACUAAUCAGGAUAUUAGGGCAGCCACGGCUGGUGUUCUUCCGAAGGAUGAGGACGUCACUGAAGAAGCAGCUCACGAUUCACUUGAAUCACAAGAUGCUGUAAAAAUCAACAUUGAACCAGAAACUGCUACUGGAGUACAUCAGGUUGAUCGUGUUGUUGGCUGUCGAGUUCGUGGAAAUAACACUGAUUCUGGUUGUAAUGUGGUGGUCAAUACUUCAGAUUCUUUGGUUGCAGAAGAUGUGAAUAAAUCAGAAGUAAAUUUCAGCUGCCAAAGGCCUUUGGACGGAGGAAACAUAGCUGAGGAUCUUCAUGAUGCUGCUAAUUGUUCUGAUGAAGGGAGGAAGGCAGAAAAUGGUUCGAAUAAAGAUAAGCUACAAGUAUACAAAAGGUCAGCAACCAAAGAAUGUAAAGGAAAAAAAUUGGAGUCAGUGAGCGGAGAAAUUGAAGGUUCUGAUUCCUUUGUACCGGAAAACAAAAGUCAAGAUGACAAUAUCUCAUGCACCAAUGCAGCAGAAACUUCCAAGAAGGUUCCAGAAGGUGAGAAGACUGAUAUGGUGUUGGACACAUGUCCAGGUAAUGAUGAUCAGAAUGACAGCCAAAAUCCUGGGAUUUCAAAGAAUUGUCAGACUGAUGAUGCCGCUGAUGAUAAUGGUAGCAAAAAAGAGGUUGGAAAGGACAUGAGAAAGAACUACGCUCUGAAAAGGAAACUUGUAGACUCUUGUUCAGCUGUCUCAUAUGAGUUUCUGGUCAAGUGGGUUGGCAAAUCUCAUGUCCAUGACACUUGGAUUCCUGAAUCUGAACUGAAAGUUCUAGCUAAGCGGAA